AGACCUGGUCCACUAGCGAAUCUAACCUCUAGCACAGUCUGCACUGUGAAGCCCCAGGCACAGGCCGGCCUCCCUAGGAAGGUAAAUUGUAUAACUAUCCACUCUCUGGCUUGUUUCAGGGCAGCUGACAGGUCUAUAUGGAAAACAUCGCAGAGAGUGGUAUGUUGAAAAGAAAUAAUCAUACAGAGCCUCCCUGAGGAGCAUUUAGAUCCAUAUCAUUAAUCUUCGUAACACUCCAAGGAAACAGGCAGGAGCUGAGUCCUCUCAUCCAGUGUUUCAUAAGUGAGGGAACAGGGCAGGUCAGUGGGGGCAAGCCGGGGAGGGGGAGCUUGUGCGCCGCAGGGGAGAGUUCGAGUAUCAGGAGAGAGUAAGACCCUGGAGGUCCCCAGGGCGCUCAGCCUCAUUCUGACAGCUCCCAUGCAGGCUGCAGCCUGAGCAAAUGCAGGUUUUGUCUUUUACAGGAGUAUUUAACUUUUCAGGGGGCUGGUGUCCAUACAUGGCCUUCCCCAUCUCCUUGCGCUUGGCUCUGCCCUCCAGCCCAGCCCCGCAAGCCCCACACUAAAUGUCGUGCUGUCAGUAGCUGCUGAUGAGUUUCAGUUCCAGGCCUCCAGGCAAAGGUUUUCACAAGGUCUCUGCUCCAGCUCACCUCUUCCCGAAAUGCGCUCACCACCCACCCUCGCAUCGCCUCCCCAGGCAAACCUGGGCUGUUUGCUUGACCCCAGCACCUCCUCUGACGCCUCAUUCUCCUCUGGGCUCAGUGUACCGGGCUGAAAAUAAGGAGGCGGCAAGGUUGGCCCCGUCCCCAAUCUUCUGCCACACAGCUGUGCAUAAGGGACACGGUUUAGCUUUUAUCAUUUUGCAGCCUGAAUUACUUUCUCUUUAAAGCCGCAUCUCCCCAUAUGUGGCUUAUUAACUAUUUAAUGAAACUGAUAACCAAUCUCUUACAUCAUGCUUUAUAAUUUGUAGAACUAACAUCCAUAACGCAACAGUAGAAAAAUAUAAGGAGUAAAGAUGAGAAAAAAGAUGGCAAGGUAUGGCGUCUUUCCUACGAGAUGGGGAUUAAACACUUUUGUGGUACAAUCUAAAGUGAUACCAUUUUUACAAGCUCCAGAAUGGGUUUAUUUUUCAUGUACUUAGAAGUAUCUCUUUAGGAACCCAAACAGCUGUACUGAAAUAAACUCUUCAUCUAGAAAGUGGAAAAUUACAAAGUUAAAAUUCAAAAUUCUGUGCAAUUUGUCAAAAUAAUGUCUACUGAGCACUCAAUAUAUGCUGGGCUCUGUGAAAAAUGCUUCAUAUGCAUUACCUAAUUUAAUAUUCACAAACACUUAGGAGGGAGGUUCCCCAUUUUACAGAUAGGAAAACUGAGUUUCAGAAAGGUUAAUUGGCCCAAGGUCAGACAUUUAGGAAGCCACACAGCCUGACUCUGAAUCCAGGUUGGUUUUUUUUUCUGACCCCAUGAUGGUCACUCCCAGGUUUUGCAAGCUUCCGAAGUGUAUUCUGAAUUACCACGUGAAAAAUUCACUUCUUUUGUGUAACACCAUAUUUCAAUAACAAGUCUGUUUCACCGCCUGCCAUGUCUGUUUUGUAGAAAAAAACCACCUCACUGAGCUAAGAAGUUGGACUCCUAGAAUAUUUUCAAUCAAAACGCCUGUUUACCUAACCCAUUAGCACACCGGUAACUUGUGAACAAGCUACCUCUUCACUGCAUUGCCCUGGGAGCUGCAGAACCAUGCAUUUUUUAGAGGUUAGGCAUUACAACCUCGUGCUCUCCCUACUUAUUUCUGGGCCACGAGCACUUGCUGGGCUCUGCCGGGCACGUUUAUGUCACGAGCUUCUCUUUAACAGUCACAGACGCCCCUAAUGUACAACAAAGUGUUAAGAUGCAGACGUAUACGAAUUACAGUUGGAUCACCAGCAAAUGAGCGGCUUUACCAGCGGCCAUCCCAUCCCGGGUUUUCACGCAACCCAUAAACACCGCUGCGUUAACUAGCAGGGGGCAGGGCUGGCGACUAACUGCCCCCUUUAGGGUCUCACCUGAUCUUCGAGGAGUUUCCAGCUCUCACGUGCGUGCUUUGAAACAGCAUUAAAGCCGCUCAGGGCAAGAGGAUUUAAAACUCCCAGAAAGACUCAAUCAGAGCUCAUUACUUGAUCGACCUCGAGGUAUGAAGAAAAGAGCAGCUUUAUGAACAAAUGAAACAACCGGAGGACUUUCUUCUAAGAGAUUUUUCUCGCAGACUGCGCUCUAUAAAUUGUGCUCUUUCAGGUUGGAGAAGGCAGUUUGGGAGAACCGCUGUAGCCUUCCAACUCCUUCCUCCCUUCUUCUUCUAAGAGAAGACUGGGAUAGCGGGAAAGCACCGUGUCGGAGCUCGAGGGGUUGAAAGACAAACGUUGGCCUGACCCUGGUCAUUAGAAAUCAACUGACAACAGGAAGGAAGCUUAUUAACCCCUCUGCUCCCCCUCCCUUUUCCCGGGGUGGGAAUCGGCUCCUCCUCCUCCUGGUCGCGCGACCCUGGUGUAAAAUGCAAGCAACAGCCUGCUUUCCGCACCCUGCCCUGCUCUCCCCGCGGAGGAAGAGGGACGAGGGGAGGGCGUAGCCCAAAGCCGCAAGUCUGUCACCCCGGCGUGAACAUCCCGAGCUAGACGACCUGAACCCCACGACUCUUGCCCCGUCCGGGCGCCCCGUUUACCUACGUCUCUGCGGGGUUUGCGCCCAGCACCCCAACUCCCAGCUUGAUUCCCCCCAGCCCCAAGACGCCCGCAACCCCUGUACCGCGCGCAGGUGGUGCAAACGCCCCUGCCCUUCGGCGCCCCCUGCCGGGAGAGGGAAGGCGGCGGCAGCCGCGGAGGAGCUGGGCCCAGGGCCGGGAGAGAGCGCCGGCGGCGGGAAGAAGCCGGGAGCUUCCCUGAUGGUGCCGCCGCCUCCGAGCCGGGGAGGGGCGGCGAGGGGGCAGCUGAGCAGGAGCCUGGGUCCGCUGCUGCUGCUCCUGGCGCUGGGACACACGUGGAGCUACCGAGAGGAGUCGGAAGACGGCGACAGAGAAGUCUGCUCGGAAAACAAAAUCGCCACGACCAAAUACCCGUGUCUGAAGCCUUCGGGUGAGCUCACCACGUGUUUCAGGAAAAAGUGCUGCAAGGGGUAUAAAUUUGUUCUUGGACAGUGCAUCCCAGAAGAUUAUGAUGUGUGCGCCGAGGCUCCCUGUGAACAGCAGUGCACAGACAACUUCGGCCGAGUGCUGUGUACUUGCUACCCAGGAUACCGUUAUGACCGGGAGCGACACCGGAAGCGGGAGAAACCGUACUGCCUGGAUAUCGAUGAGUGUGCCACCAGCAACGAGACGCUGUGUGCGCACAUCUGCAUCAACACCUUGGGCAGCUACCGCUGUGAAUGCCGGGAGGGCUACAUCCAGGAGGACGAUGGGCGAACGUGCACCAAGGGAGACAAAUACCCCAAUGAUACCGGGCACGAGGAGAAGUCCGAGAACGCGGUGAGAGCUGGGACCUGCUGUGCGUCGUGCAAGGAGUUUCACCAGAUGAAGCAGACGGUGCUGCAGCUGAAGCAAAAGAUUGCCCUGCUCCCCAACAGUGCUGCUGGCCUGGGCAAGUACGUCACUGGUGACAAGGUGCUGGCCUCAAACACCUACCUUCCAGGACCCCCUGGCCUGCCUGGGGGCCAGGGCCCUCCCGGCUCACCGGGACCAAAGGGCAGCCCAGGCUUCCCCGGCGUGCCAGGCCCUCCUGGGCAGCCUGGCCCACGGGGCUCAAUGGGACCCAUGGGACCAUCUCCUGAUCUGUCCCACAUUAAACAAGGCCGGAGGGGCCCUGUGGGUCCAGCAGGUGCACCCGGAAGAGAUGGUUCUAAGGGGGAGAGAGGAGCGCCUGGACCCAGAGGAUCUCCAGGACCCCCUGGUUCUUUCGACUUCCUGCUGCUUAUGCUGGCUGACAUCCGCAAUGACAUCGCGGAGCUGCAGGAAAAGGUGUUCGGGCACCGGACUCACUCUUCUGCCGAGGAGUUCCCUUCACCUCAGGGAUCUUCCAGCUAUCCAGAAGCCAUGGGCUUCGGCUCUGGAGACGACUACCCGAGAAGAACUGAGACAAGAGACUUGGGAGCCCCCGGAGACCUUUACCCUUAGCACAUCCCAGCAUCUUCGUGCCAAAGGAAGAGGAGAGAAGAGUGUUUCCACCUGCAGUUAGAUCGUCUAAAGAAAAAAGCAGACACCACUGGAGACCCAGAAAAGAUAGAUUUUUAUUUCUUUACUCUUUUCCCGCCUUCUCUCUGCUUCUCUUCUUCCAAAUACUAUCAUCAGAGUCCCCUGCCACACCCACUAAAGACAGGAGGGAGUGAAGGACUGAUGUGCAUGCUUCCUGCUGAGAGCCAGGCGGGGUGGUCUACAUUGGAACUGGUCUUUUACUCCUUUUUUUGUCAGGAACUUCUGGAUUUCUGAAUUAAGUGUCUCGCAGUGUCUUAAAAUUUGGCAGAAUAUCAAAAGGAAAAUGGCAAGGGGAGCUCUAAGAAAAUAUGAGUUUGCUUAUAAAAGAAAAAUAGAUAUGUGUCCAAAGUAGAUUAUUACUCUUCAGUAUCACAAUGAAGCCUCUUCAAUUAAAAGGGGGAGACCACGAUGUAUAUUUACUUUGGUGGGUAAUUCUUUUUCCUUGUCAACCCAAUAGAUUUUAAAUAUUCUAUCCUUUUGUCCAACUGUGUUUCCCAAUUUUGAUUAAAGAAAGGAGAAAAGAAGAGGUGGAGAUUAGAGAAGAUAGAGGAAGAUUACAGUCAUAUAUUUCUGUCAUAUAGGUUGCCACAUUUUAAAAUUCAAAUAUGCCUAUUAAGGCUCUUGCCAUGCUUAUCUAUAAGGAAAGUUAUUCUGGCUAUCGGAAUAAAUCCUCUUUUCAAAACAAAAUGAGUGUAUACAGUGCCCUGAUUCACAUUAGAACAAUGGGCUCCUGGUUUGCCAGGAUAUUUUAAAGCUCUUUGAUCAAGUGAGCAGUCUUGGUCUGUAAAGCACAGACUAUUGUUAACUAAGAGUGGCUGACCCUUAGGGAGAGAUGCAGAAUGGCCAGGCCGUGACCGGGCGCCCAGAAGGUGCUGUUAGCCCGUGAUCCAGGUUGAACGGUGUACAGUGGAGCUCCGGGCUGGAAGGAGGUUGCUGGCUUGGGUUGUUGGUGAGCCGGGAGCAGGGACCCCACUGAAUCAGCAGAGGCAGGUAAAUUUGCUCCUUGGGAAUUAGAAGUCCUUGUGUGGGGCCAGCCAAGCUUGCCAUCAUAGAGAAUCAUACACUAUUGAAAGUUCUCUUGGAUGGGGAGGGAAAAACCAAGUUUUCCUUGUUUGGCAGAAAUUUCCUUCCCGUUAUUCCCAUUUUUCCUUAGUUUCCAUAAUUUAGUCCACAUUCUAGCUCUUUCAGGACUUCUCCUGGAUUUCCCUUCAGCAACUGUGGGAAGCAAUCGGGAAAGGGGUGUCUUCCCAAACCUCCCACCGAACCAGUGUUUACUCAACACCCCUGGGUCCCAGAGGGAAGCAUGUUCUGGAAAAGGCUUUCUCUGGAUCCACAGACACAGGAGCGAGAUUGAGAGUGAGUGUUCCAGAGACCAGCAGGAGCGUCUGCUCCUUUGUCAUAUUGUUGGGGAACCUCUUGGUUUUAAUGAGCAGCUUACAGAUUUCUUCAAGUCCACUUUCUCAUUUGACAUCAGAAUGGCUGUUUAUCUACCUGUUCAGGGAUCUUCACCCUUGUAUUGAGCUUCACAAAUGAUCGUUGUCACAACUCCUGUUUGCUCAUGUUAGGGUUCCCAUUUCCCAUCCUGCAAUUUCCCCCUAUAUCUCUGGGAAGUUUGUGUUUAGUUUUCUUUUUUUAUCUCCUUAGCCUGCAUCAUUUAACUCUCCUCCUGGGAAAGCCUGUUUAAAGAGAACCACUGUUGGGUUUGUACGCCACUUUCAAUCUGCUUGCUUCACAGUGACAGGAAGAGCUUCUGUUUGUGAAUCUCAAGUGACAACAGCCUUGCUUCCCGCGUUCCCAUCAGGUUAGAAACCCAGGACUCCAGACAAUCAUCCGUGGCUGUUUUUCACCAACACUUUACCGCACUAUUUCUUCCUCAUGCAAAAUCCCCAGUGUCUGUCCACCAAAAUGUUAGAGCUGAAAGCAAAUACUUUCCCAAUGCUGGUUUUCUAGCAUCCUUCCUGCCCCUCCAGUCUCUCCAGAAUCUAGUCAUCACAGCAGAAGGCCUCGCCGACCACAGCUUCAGGAAGAGAUGAACUGAGCAACUGUCAAUUCCCAUCUGGAAUAUAUUUAAUGUUCGCCUGCUUGUGGAAGGCAGUAUUUAAAGGGUGUGAAUGGAUGAAUGCUAAAAAAAAAAAAAAAAAAAAAAAUGUACAGGCUGUAUGAGAAAUGAUUAGAUCUGCCUUUGAUUUUUUUUAAAUGAAUUUUAUUACUUUUCUUAACAGUGAACUGUAUUUAGAAAAAUAAUCAUCUUCUUUAUUGUCAAAUGCUCAUAAAAUGCAACUAAACUGCACGUUUGGCCAGAGGCUAGGGUAAUAUAUUAACAGAAUGAAUUAAAGGUAGUAAUAUCUGGGAUUUCUGAGACUAUUCUAAAUAUUUGCCAGCAAAACACACAAUAAUUUGUAUUUUAUCUCGGUCUGCUAAAGCAGAUCAAUUUGUAAAAUAAUUAUUCAUCGUAUUUUCAAAACUUGGACUACUACCACGGGACUAAAUAUGUACUCUGUAUGCCCAGAUUAUAUUUUUCAAAGAUAAGACGUAAGAAGGCACUGUUGUUCCUAAUGUAUCUUUUAGUUAUUGAUAAAAAAACUAAAGAUUCACUGUCUAAACAAAACUUAUGCUCAAAACCCAACAGAAACGCCAUUUUGGGGUGUGAAAUUUGCUAUAUAUAGUUUAGCAAAACCGCUUCAUGUUUCCUGAGGAAAAAGAUUUGGACACCUCCUCAACCAUUUAGCAGAAAUAUGGACGUGCAUUUUUUUGUACCCUGGUAAGCAGAACUUAGAAGAGGACUUACUGGGUUGCUCCUGUCUUUGGAAAGCAGUGGGAAGAAAAGUCUGCUGUGGAAAAUAGUGUCGGGAGGGCAUGCAUUUUAAUUUAGGAAAAUGCCUCCUCCCUUCCCAAUCCAGAGGGAGAAAUUCUAAGCUUUACUGUGCCAAAGGGUACGGAGCUACAAAGGGAAUGCUGUCUUCUCUCUCCUGAGAUAAUUUCGACACCUGCCACAGAAUGAAUCGACCAACCGACGUAAUUUCUACUGUAUAAACUCAGACAAGUGUGUCCAUAGCCACGCAGGUAAAUAAUAGAUGCGCACUGGCAUGGGGAGUGGAGGGGUUGCCCCACCAAACACCAGGCAAAGGGCACCCUGGUCUGGUCAUGCUGCCUUUCCAGGGUUCAUAACUACUGUUGGCCUUGUGAGCCCUGUAUCCAGGCAUGCAAGGGAAGAUAUUCACCAUGGCUAGGUGCCAGGCAUCUCCUUGGGUUGACAGCAGAUCCCUCAUCAUACUCUGGUGUCACCUCCUCCCUCUCUUCCCCCACUGCAGCCUGUCACAGAGAGAGACAGCAGCCUCAUUGUGCAACCUUACAUCUUUCAGAUAACCUUCCUGAAAAGGAAAAUUAUUUGCAGGAAUCCAGGCCAAACAAUUAGUAGAACAGAGCCAUCUAAAGCUAUUAAUAAUGAAUUCAGGGAAAUAGAUGAAAUUUUUCCUGGCACAGUCAGCAUGUAUGUUUCACAACAAAUCAAAAAAUAACUUUCCAUUUGAGAAAAAGAAAAAACCGUGACCGUAGUUGUUGAAUAAAAUGUUGAACCUCACGUGCUCCUUCAACAAAUCUUAACUGCUUUAGGGACUCAUAGAAAAAAGACCCUUUUACACAUCCCCCAGGGACCUCAGUAUUCUUUAUGAGAUCCCCAGAGCAAGUGCCUUGGGGAAUUUCAUGUGUUGUGGCUGUUUUUAUUUGCCAGUGACUAGUCAUAUCCUUCAGUAGCUACGUUCAUUAUUGAUAACAGGUCCAUGUAACGGCUGAACUAGUAUUCAAAUAGUCAUGGAUGUGAUACUAUGAAGUACUUUUGAUAAGAUUAUAAUAUGCUUAAUAACAAAGUUAUUUUUUA
Messenger RNA from Equus quagga, 8085 nucleotides. It is a transcript of the gene CCBE1, whose product is annotated as collagen and calcium binding EGF domains 1. The record is from RefSeq and is a predicted model, not a curated record. The transcript is spliced from 11 exons. NCBI's taxonomy places the organism in Eukaryota, Metazoa, Chordata, Mammalia, Perissodactyla, Equidae. The coding region runs from base 2907 to 4130 and encodes 407 amino acids. Gene Ontology annotation, molecular function: calcium ion binding.